AUGACGUCCGUGGAGGUCCUCAGAGUUUGUGAGGUGGUUCAUGAGAGCAGGAACUCCUCUGACCACAUCCCACAGAAGCCGCUCACACCUUUCAGCAUCGCAGACAUCCUCAGCAAGCCUUCUGUCCAGAAAAGCACCUGCAGGAGGAUCAGCUGGAGCCUGAGGGUGCGAGGCUGGAGCACAGGAGAGCAGGAACGUUCUGCCCUCAGCGCCCUGCAGGAGCUCACCAACAACACCUUCAGAGCCAUGGAGCUGAGCACAGCGCAGGCAGCAGGAGACAGAAAUGAGCUCGCUCGAUUUGCUCAGAGGAGCCACUCAAAAAAGCGUAGAAAGGCCAGGACUGCAUUCACCAACCACCAGCUCUGUGAAUUAGAGAAGCGCUUCUUGUAUCAGAGAUAUCUGUCUCCUGCGGACAGAGACCAGAUAGCUCAGCGGCUGGGCCUGACCAACGCGCAGGUCAUCACCUGGUUUCAGAACCGCCGAGCCAAAUUAAAGCGGGACUUGGACGAAAUGAAAGCGGACGUGGAGUCUGCCAAAGCCCUGGGAAGUGAGGCCACCCUGGCUGACCUACAGAGGAGUGGAGAUGGGACUGGGGGCCCCUCGAGGCCAGAGGCCCCCUCUCAGCUGGACCACAAGCAGGAAUUGGUGCACAAAUUGCAGCGGUCCCCCGCGUCGUCCCCCUCAGACCACACAAGUCAAUACAGCUCUGAAGAAGAAGAGGAUGUAGAGAUAGACGUGGAUGAUUAA
Molecule: messenger RNA, 747 nt
Organism: Colossoma macropomum (tambaqui)
Lineage: Eukaryota; Metazoa; Chordata; Actinopteri; Characiformes; Serrasalmidae
Gene: lbx1b
Product: ladybird homeobox 1b
Exons: 2
Coding region: 1-747 (248 amino acids)
Biological process (GO): regulation of DNA-templated transcription
Molecular function (GO): DNA-binding transcription factor activity, RNA polymerase II-specific; DNA binding
Source: RefSeq, a predicted model, not a curated record